Molecule: messenger RNA, 2684 nt
Organism: Oldenlandia corymbosa var. corymbosa
Lineage: Eukaryota; Viridiplantae; Streptophyta; Magnoliopsida; Gentianales; Rubiaceae
Source: the annotation of a GenBank genome assembly
CCAAAAUCCAACCAGAAAGAAAGAGUCUCCAACCUAAAAGAAUUAAACCAUUUCCAUCACUCCACCCUUAAUUUCCUCAUUUUUCUCCUCACUCCAAAAAGAGAAAAAGAAAAAAAUGGAGGCUAAACAAAAUCAGACGAAAGAUGAAUUCAUUUUCCGAUCAAAGCUGCCGGAUAUUUACAUCCCUUCUCAUCUCCCGCUACAUUCGUAUUGCUUCGAGAACAUUUCCCAAUUCGCCGACCGGCCGUGCCUAAUCAACGGCGCCACCGGCGAGUCAUACACUUACACGGAAGUGGAGCUCAUUUCCCGGAAAGUGGCCGCGGGGCUGGACAAAAUCGGGAUCCAACAAGGCGACGUCAUCAUGCUAUUGCUACAAAAUUCCCCGGAAUUUGUGUUUGCAUUCUUCGGGGCGUCGUUUCGUGGGGCAAUGAGUACGACCGCCAAUCCAUUCUACAAGCCAGCCGAAAUCGAAAAGCAAGCCAAAGCAUCCAAGGCAAAACUCAUCAUUACGCAAUCAUGUUACGUCGACAAAGUUAAAGACUUUGCGACACAUAACAACGUUAAAAUCAUGUGCACCGACGCGAAAAAUGACGAUUCUGCCCCUCUCCCGGACGGCUGCCUACAUUUCUCGGAAUUGACCUCCGCGGAUGAGAACGACAUCCCGGCCGUGAAGAUCAACCCGAAGGACGUGGUGGCGCUGCCGUAUUCGUCCGGCACGACGGGGCUACCGAAGGGAGUUAUGCUGACGCACAAAGGGUUGGUCACUAGCGUGGCACAACAAGUUGACGGCGAAAAUCCCAAUCUUUAUUUCUCCAGCGACGAUGUGAUUUUAUGUUUGUUGCCUUUGUUCCAUAUAUAUUCGUUGAAUUCGGUGUUGCUUUGUGGAGUUAGAGUUGGGGCGACGAUAUUGAUUAUGCAGAAAUACGAGAUUAAUUUGCUGUUGGAACUUGUACAAAAGUAUAAAGUGACCAUUGCGCCGUUUGCGCCGCCGUUGGUGUUGGAUGUCGCCAAAAGUCCGGUGGUGGAUAAAUAUGAUCUGUCGUCAAUAAGGAUGAUUAUGUCCGGGGGUGCACCCAUGGGCAAGGAGCUCGAAGACACCGUUCGUGCUAAGCUUCCUAAUGCUACACUUGGACAGGGCUAUGGUAUGACUGAGGCUGGACCGGUGUUAUCGAUGUGCUUAGCAUUCGCUAAGGAGCCAUUUACUGUAAAAUCAGGAGCUUGCGGAACUUGUGUUAGGAAUGCCGAAAUGAAAAUUGUGGAUCCCGAAACCAAUCUGUCUCUCCCUCGCAAUCAGAAAGGCGAAAUUUGUAUCCGGGGCGACCAGAUCAUGAAAGGUUACCUAAACGAUCCGGAGGCUACUAAGAACACCAUCGACGAAGAUGGAUGGUUGCACACAGGAGACAUUGGCUACAUCGAUGACGACGAUGAAAUCUUCAUUGUGGAUCGAUUGAAAGAGUUGAUUAAGUACAAAGGAUUUCAAGUGGCUCCUGCCGAGCUGGAAGCCAUGCUUGUCUCUCAUCCUUGUAUUUCUGAUGCGGCCGUGGUCCCGUAAGUUAUUAUUAUUAGUAUAUUGUUUUUAUAGCAAUUUUUGUAAUUUACAAAAUAUUUUAAAUAGAAUUGUCUUCAGCUUUUUCUAAAUUUUGCCUUCAUUUUUUUAUUACAACAGCAUGAAAGACGAGGUUGCCGGAGAAGUACCCGUGGCAUUUGUAGUGACAUCUAACGGUUCCAAGAUUUCGGAGGAUGACAUUAAAAAAUACAUUUCGAGCCAGGUAAUUUUUGUAGUAAUAAUAACAUAAUGCAAUUUAUUUAUUUAUUUCGUCUCAAAAUAUGAUUCUCAUUUGUUUUAUUAAGAGAAAUAUAAAAAAAGGUUGAUUUUAAAGAACUGAGACACAUAAAUUAUGUGACCCCUAUGAUUUGAAAGCUUUCUUGAAUGACUGAUUAAUGUAUUUUUGUGGUUUCUGGAUGAUGUGCCGCAUUUGCAGCUUUUAAAUUUUGAUGAUAUUGACAUGAAUUGUGAAUUUGGUACAGGUAAUCUACUACAAGAAAAUCCACAAGGUGUUCUUCGUGAAUGCAAUUCCGAAAGCCCCAUCUGGCAAAAUAUUGAGAAAAGACCUUAGAGCUAGGCUUGCUGCCGAAAUUGCGUGUAACUAAUUAGACUACAAAUAGGUUGUAUUAAUUAAUGAUGUUAUUUGGAUGAUACGAAAUUUUAAAUUUGUACAAAAAUUCCAGAGAGAAACUGCUUGGGAGCAUAGGGUUGUAUUCAUUACUUCAUAUCUUUAAUUGUAUUCAUAACUCUUGGUUCAAUGUUUUUCACAGUUGUCUGUGUAAUCUGGAAUUUGGAUUACUCUAAUCAUGAGAUUUAUGUGUUUACUACUUCCAAUUGCAUUAAUCAAUAAUUACCGUCACCUCAUUUCAUAUGAGAUUCAUUCCUUACACACUUAUAGACCCAUUUCGCUUUUUACCAACGAGGUUAGGACCAUGUUCCCACAUAACUUGACAAUUUCAUUUUCACAAAAGAAAAUUUAUCUUCAUACUAUAUUAUAAUUGCAGAAUAACCUUAAAAGGUUGGUAGUUCCUUAUUUAAUUUUUUGUUUAGUUUAUUUAUUUAUUUAUUUAUUUUUGUUGUCUCUCAUCUAAUUUGGACAAAAAGCAUUUACAUUUUUUUUAAUUUAUUUCAUUAUUAU